This is a messenger RNA of Marmota monax (woodchuck), 4225 nucleotides long. RefSeq names its product polypeptide N-acetylgalactosaminyltransferase 1 (gene Galnt1). Gene Ontology annotation, cellular component: Golgi apparatus. The transcript has 13 exons. The record is from RefSeq and is a predicted model, not a curated record. Bases 584 to 2263 code for a protein of 559 amino acids. NCBI's taxonomy places the organism in Eukaryota, Metazoa, Chordata, Mammalia, Rodentia, Sciuridae.
CCGGGUCUGACGAGGCACCACCGACAGUUCUCCGGCUUCAGACCUCCCCGGACACUACAGGUGGCUCCGCCCGAGUCAGGGGUGGCCUGCGGCACGGCACGGCCCUGGGUCGAUCCGAGGGCCUCCUCCGCGCGGUGAGGGCACCUCCAUUUUCUCCCGCCCGUGACGGGCUCGACGUGAAGUGGCCUGGGUUUAUUUUACUCGCUGCCGCAGCCUCUUUGUCCCUACACAGGAUCGGGGGGCAAAAUCCCUCGGCCCAGACAGCACCACUGAACCCAUCGCAGGGGAAGCUUCCCUCCCGGUGACCCGGACGCCGGCGCCGCGGUCCCGCACCUCCCGGCGGGUCGAGCAAGAAAAGGCGGCCAAGUUGAGAGGCCGGAACCUCCUGGCCCCGGAGAGAAGCGCGACCACCGCGAGGAAAUGUGGGACAUGUGGAUUUGGAAUAUUAAUUCAUUUGAAAAACUGCUUUGGGGGUGUGAACGUGAUUUCUGACGAAACUGGAUUGGAAUAAUUUUCAUGAUCUUUGUAUAUUUAUAUAUAUAUAUAUAUAUAUUUUAAAAUUUUGCAUUUGACUUAAAGUGCCAUGAGAAAAUUUGCAUAUUGCAAGGUGGUCCUAGCCACCUCCUUAAUUUGGGUACUGUUGGAUAUGUUCUUGCUGCUUUACUUCAGUGAAUGCAACAAAUGUGAUGAGAAAAAGGAAAGAGGACUUCCUGCUGGGGAUGUUCUAGAGCCAGUACAAAAACCUCAUGAAGGUCCUGGAGAAAUGGGGAAACCAGUUGUCAUUCCUAAAGAGGAUCAAGAAAAGAUGAAAGAGAUGUUUAAAAUCAAUCAGUUCAAUUUAAUGGCAAGCGAGAUGAUUGCACUCAACAGAUCUUUACCAGAUGUUAGGUUAGAAGGGUGUAAAACAAAGGUGUAUCCAGAUAAUCUUCCUACAACAAGUGUCGUGAUUGUUUUCCAUAAUGAGGCUUGGAGCACACUUCUGCGAACUGUCCAUAGUGUCAUUAAUCGCUCACCAAGACACAUGAUAGAAGAAAUUGUUCUAGUAGAUGAUGCCAGUGAAAGAGACUUUUUGAAAAGACCUCUAGAGAGUUAUGUGAAGAAACUCAAAGUGCCAGUUCAUGUAAUUCGAAUGGAACAGCGUUCUGGAUUGAUCAGAGCUAGAUUGAAAGGAGCUGCAGUGUCCAAAGGCCAGGUGAUCACCUUCUUAGAUGCUCAUUGUGAGUGCACAGUGGGAUGGCUGGAGCCUCUCUUAGCAAGGAUCAAACAUGACAGGAGAACAGUGGUAUGUCCUAUCAUUGAUGUGAUCAGUGAUGAUACUUUUGAGUACAUGGCAGGCUCUGAUAUGACUUAUGGUGGAUUCAACUGGAAGCUUAAUUUUCGAUGGUAUCCUGUUCCCCAGAGAGAAAUGGACAGAAGGAAAGGUGAUAGGACUCUUCCUGUCAGAACACCUACAAUGGCAGGAGGCCUUUUUUCAAUAGACAGAGAUUACUUUCAGGAAAUUGGAACAUAUGAUGCUGGAAUGGAUAUUUGGGGAGGAGAAAACUUAGAAAUUUCCUUUAGGAUUUGGCAGUGUGGAGGAACUUUGGAAAUUGUCACUUGCUCACAUGUUGGACAUGUGUUUCGGAAGGCUACCCCAUACACAUUUCCAGGAGGCACAGGGCAAAUUAUCAAUAAAAAUAACAGACGACUUGCAGAAGUAUGGAUGGAUGAAUUCAAGAAUUUCUUCUAUAUAAUUUCUCCAGGUGUUACAAAGGUAGAUUAUGGGGAUAUAUCAUCAAGACUUGGUCUAAGACACAAACUACAAUGCAAACCUUUUUCUUGGUACCUAGAGAAUAUUUACCCUGAUUCUCAAAUUCCACGUCACUAUUUUUCAUUGGGAGAGAUACGAAAUGUGGAAACAAAUCAGUGUCUAGAUAACAUGGCCAGAAAAGAGAAUGAAAAAGUUGGAAUUUUUAAUUGUCAUGGUAUGGGAGGCAAUCAGGUUUUCUCUUAUACUGCCAAUAAAGAAAUUAGAACAGAUGAUCUUUGCUUAGAUGUUUCCAAACUUAAUGGCCCAGUUACCAUGCUCAAGUGCCAUCACCUAAAAGGCAACCAGCUCUGGGAGUAUGACCCAGUGAAAUUAACCCUGCAGCAUGUGAACAGUAAUCAGUGCCUGGAUAAAGCCACGGAAGAGGACAGCCAGGUGCCCAGCAUUAGAGACUGCAGUGGAAGCCGGUCCCAGCAGUGGCUUCUUCGAAAUGUCACCCUUCCAGAAAUAUUCUGAGACCAAAUUUUUAAAAAAAGAAAAAAAUAAGGAUUGACUGGGCUACCUCAGCAUACGUUUCUGCCACAUUCUUAAGUAGCAAAAAAGGAAAAGUGCUUUCCUCCUCUGCGGGAUGUAAGAUUUAUCAGCCAUUAAAACUCAGACUCCUCUAGCUUUUCACUAGCUGUGAACCAGCCUUCCUGUCCAAGGACGUGAAACUGCAUAGUAGUGAGACUGUGCACACUGAUGUUUACAAGAUUGAAAGAGUCUUUCAUCAAGAAUCAUGGAAAAGAAUAUUCAGACAGUGAAACAGUCAACAAAAUGUGCUUUCUGGAGAGCUGCACCUUUUAUGGUUUGCUUGCACAUCAGUAAUUUCUGCUGAGUGUGCUGUCAAUGAAGAGAUUACCAAGAUUUUUUUCCUAAUUAGAACUGGUAGCCAGUAUAUUAAACAUUGACAUAAAAGCAAAUGAAAAAGAACUGAAACCAGAUACAGAAUCAUGAAAACAACAUUUUUACAUUAAAAAAAAAACUAUAUUUAACAGGGUUUAAACAAAAUUAAAACAGAACUAUGAGAAGUACAAUUUGUUAUAGUAUAGUAUCAAAUUUCUAUAUAGAUUUUAUACCUCAGUGGGGAAAAAUAACUGAUUCCAAUGACGUUCAUUUAAUUUUCAUCUGUGAUAGUCAUGGAUGCUUUUAUUUUCCUUGGGGUGCUGAAAAUGAGCUGGGAGAAAAAGCUCUUUGAACAUAGUUUUAAUUUCUUUCUACAAUAUUUUUAUUUGAUUUGUGGGCUGUUGGAAUUGUGACUUUUAAUUGCCUUCUAAAAAAUGGAGAAUUAACAUGAUGCCUGGUCUCAACUGAACAAGUUAGAUAUCUCAGUUGUUCUUGGGUCAACUGGCUUACAGUCUCGGUCUUCUGUCUGUUUCUCUCCCUCCCUCCCUCCCUCCCUCCCUUUUCUCUCUCAUUCUCAUUCUCUCUCUCUCUCUCUCUCUCUCUCUCUCUCUCUCUCUCUCUCUCUCUCUCUCUCUCUCUCUCUCUCUCUGUCACACACACACACAUACACACACACACACACAUUACCACAUUUUCACCUUCCUAACUUGAUUCAGCUGAUUAUGCUUAAUACCCAAGAUUCAUACUACUGUACUACAGAUUUGUUUUCACAGCAAUAAAUCUUCAGUUCUUUAUGAUUCCAUUUAACAAAAGGCUUUCAAGGAGUGGUUUAUAAUUUGGGUAUUUGGAGAUAAUAUAUUUAAUGGUUUUUUUUGGAAAACCUUUUUCACUCCAUACUCAGAUGUGCUUCAUUGUCAAGUGCAUAUUUAGAUUAGAUUCUUGAAUUGUAAUGUUGAUCUGCUGCUUUUUUUAAAUAAAAUUUGACUGAAAAUGUUUAAUUAGCAGUUUUUAAUAAGUUAGCCAAAGAAGUGCAGCUCUUGUUCCAUAUUACUAGUCCUGCAUUUCUUUUUAAAUUCCAUUUAGGUUAAAUUGGUUUUAUUUUUCUCUGAUUUUUCAUACACAAAAUCACCUAUCAAUUAAAAGUUACUUUUUUAUUCUCCUAGAAAGAAAACCUCAUCGCAACAUUUUUUCCUGAUAUGUAAAACAAUUAAUUCACGAAAAUGCAUAUAUUUUCCUUCCUGUUUUUAAGAUUAUAUUUGAUGGUAUUCUUUUCUUUGGUUUUCAAAGACUCACUGCAGGCAGUGCUAUUUCUAGUGCCUGAGAAUUGUUUCUGAAAGUAACAUCAUUAAUGAUACUUGCCAAACAUGAAGUUUCUUAUAUCCAAUUCAAGUUCAUCAACAUCAAGCACAUGUGGAUGCUUUAGGGUGAGGCUGUGAUACAGAAUGCAUAAUCUGUCCCCAGGAAAUAUGAAAUGAUGCAGGUGCUGGAUGGAAUCUUUUUUCUAUUCCAUGAGCUGUGUUAAUUCUGUCUUCAGUAGGCCUACCGCUUGAACAAAUCAGAUGUCUAAUCAAUAAAUUAUUUUCAUGCUCAGAA